Molecule: messenger RNA, 4641 nt
Organism: Priapulus caudatus
Lineage: Eukaryota; Metazoa; Priapulida; Priapulimorpha; Priapulimorphida; Priapulidae
Exons: 7
Coding region: 1-1341 (446 amino acids)
Biological process (GO): regulation of DNA-templated transcription
Molecular function (GO): protein binding
Source: RefSeq, a predicted model, not a curated record
AUGCCGAUAACGAAGGAUUUGGUCAGCGGGCUGCUCAGCGACUGGGAGCUGGACCUGCAGAGAAGAGCUAAGAUGGGAUUAGAGAAGAAGGGAAGGAAGCCGUACAAUGCAAAGGACGAAGAAUGGUUCGACGAGGACUCAUUGUAUACAGGUGUGAAGCUGAAAGUGGAUAAGGACGGCAGCAUCAUGUGUAAACGCAUGGAGGGCAGCCAGAAGGUGAUCGUAAAGGGUAUCGAGAGCCCAGACAAGUGCAGCUAUUCACAGAGCGUCUACGACAUGGAGGGCGUGCUCGAGGUCGACAAACCGGCAAAGAUCUUCGACAUGAAGGAGUUUAAGAGGAAGGUGGACGACGAGCUGUCGCAGCCCUACCACAACAAGAAGAAGCUGCAGUUCCUCUGCUUCGUCUCGAUCAGCUUCGUGGUCGACACCAAGACUCCGCUGAAGACUCCCUGCUGGCUGCUCAUUCUCAACAUCAGCGCUCUCGAUUAUCUCAACGACAUCAUGGCCGUGAGAAAGAGACAUUCGUCGUCGCACUCCGGCUCGCUGAUGGAUGCGAAGCCGUACACACGCUCCGUACCGGACAUGUCUUACAGACAGAGCAUGGAGCUGGACAGGCGGCGAGUAGCAGCGCCCUCUCCCUCCAACAGAGACAGCAUCGGCGAGAGCUACACGCCACCGCCGUCGCCACCGUCGCCAACGCCCAUGAGCGGCUCCCAAUACCUGGAGGCACCUGUCAACGGGAUGAACGGAUACAGCCGACAGGACCGAGCACGCCAUAGUAUAUAUGACAAACCACGGUCCCCACAUCGGUCUAUGAUGCACAUUCCCAUGCACAUGCCCUACCAGGAGCCGAUCUACGUCCCGACGGGCUACCCAAGCUAUGGCUUCCCGCCUUUUGUGGGACCCAGACCCGAGUUCAGGAACGUCUACCGGCCAGAGUAUAUGGAGCCUGCCGAACACUACGACAUGGACGAGCCGAGCGGACACUUUAGCGCCCGACCGCACUCGUCGGCCGAGGUGAAGCGACGCGGAAACGGCCACCAGGUGUUCGACCUCAACGGCAUGGACACGCUCAGGUCGAAGAUGUCAGAGCGCAUGCGCGACGACUCAGAGACCUGGCACCACAACGAUAGGCGCGACUUGGAGUCGCAGCUUGGCACUCUGCCCCGCAAUUUCGGCAGUCCGAACAGGGCUCACCAUCUGAUCAUGAACGGAGAGGUCGUCGGCAGGAGCAAUGGCGCCAGUGGCGGCACCAGCAGCGCCAGCGGUACGCUGCAGAGAUCUAGCAAGAAAGAAAACGGACAUCACCAUCCUAAAUCGGACAUCCAAGCCGACUUUUAAAGCUCACUGUUUCGGCUUGUACAGUGAGCAGGGUGAUGAAGCGAGAGAUAGAGAAAGGGGAAGGGAGAGAUGGUGCGUGGAAGGGGGAGAGUGAGAGAGAUAUAGAGUAAAGAAAUGUAUACGUGUGUGUGUGUGUGUGUGUGUGUGUGUGUGUGUGCGUGCGUGCGUGCGUGCGUGCGUGCGUGCGUGCGCGAGUGCGUGCGAUUGUGUGUGUGUGUGUGUGUGAGUGUGAGAGUGUGAGCGAGAAAGAGAGAGUGAGUGAAUGAGUGAAAAGCGAAGAAGCGUGAGAGACAGAGAGAGUCGUGUUCGUAAACCGUAACCGUGUCACGGGCGUGACGUCUGGUUAACUUUUACUGAGGCUGUAAACCCUCCGCUCGCUACGUUAUGAUUAGGUUUUAUAUUUAUAUAUGUAAGUGCUCGAACGACUUCGAAACGACUAGAUAAAAGGUUUGCCCCAAUUGCUAAUCAAAUCACCAGCGAAUUUCCCUUACGUGCUCUCUUCCUAUAUAUUACAUUAUAUAUAGAUAUAUAGAUAUAUAUGUGUAAUUAUUUUGUUUUAAUGAACAUGUAGCUUGCCAUUGACGUGUACUGGCAUGAUAAAGUCAUGUCACGUAGGGAGGAUAAUGUAGAAGCUGCUGAAGCUGUUUGCUGAAAACGGUUUCAAUAGUCGACUGUAUCAGAGAAUGUGGGCGCAAGAUUAGCCCGCGUUAGCUCUCCCCGUGUAGUCAUUCGCUUCGCCACAGAGCUAUACGAAAGAAUAUGCGGAAAAUCAGUGAUGAAUCUUUGCAGCAUGACCGGUUACGCUGUAGUCCGUAGUACAAUAAAAAAAAUCAUUCCAGUCUCCAAUAUAAACACAUUGGCUUUAGCCUACCACUCAAAAUUCCAACUCCACUUACCUUAAUUUCGCCAAAUUUGGCCGUUUAUAGAACGCAAACAACCAUAUGACGAACAGACGCGGUCAUAUUAAAAUUUACAUUACGGCGACGCUAGUUAGCUAAGAUUCGUCACUGGUUUUCCACGUAGCGUUUUACUAUAGCCCUGUGGAGGUGCAAUCGGCUUCACGGGUAGAGGUAAGCCAGCGUGUGAUGAGCGCGUAAAUGUUACUAUUAUCACUAUUAUACCGCGGGCAUUCCCGCUCGUCGCGUCCGCUCUAUAACACCUCGUCGGUUAGGUUCGUUAGUGAAUCAACCACGAGAAGUUUGACAUCGACGUUGUUGUUCAACGACCAGUUUACGAAACUGAGACCUUAGUUGCCAUUCCUAAAUCAAAAUGAGCGUAAUGUGUCCUCCGAAGGCGUAAAUACAUGGCGGAUCGCCGCGUUGCAAAUCGCAAUCGCAAUCAAAAUUGAAAAAUUGUAAAUUGCGAAUCAUGCGCGUGCUUGCAGCAUCCUCGGAAUAAUACAUAGUAAUGCCGGCGGUUAGUGUUGCCAAUUAAUAUAUAUAUAUAUAUAUAUAUAUAUAUAUGGGCCUAUAUAUAUAUAUAUAUCGUACACUUGAGACAUUUAGAUGUUCCCAAUUUAAGCUUGGUGAGAUAUAGUGACUGCUGUGAAACGAGCUUGCAGCACUGCGGGCGUCAGAACGGGAUGUGAGCUUUUACACAAUCAAUGGUUACUCUAGCGACACAGUUAGCGUAAUCAGUCACCGUCCUGAUAGAUUACUAUGCUAGAGACUGCACUCAAUUGUGCCGAAUUGAUUUACUCUGACAGCCUGUGAAACAUAUAUAGGUUGAUUGUAGCAUUAUUCUAUACAUAUUGUAAUAUCCAUUACAUCAACGGAGAAACUAACGGUCUAAUAAUAGAUAUAAGUAGAACAGCGAUUUCUAAUAACACACAUAUCUUUUCUAUACAUGUACGAAUUCAUUCGUGUACUUGGAGCUAGUUUUUGUGUCACAUCUUUGUAAACUUAAAGCGUGAUGUAAAUAAGACGACUUACAAUUUCUCUGAUUCCGCUUAUAAGUUCCCAUCGCGCAACUUGUAUUUCAUAUUUCCAUACAAACCUGCAAUGUGAGUAUACACUACUAUAACUUGCGUAAGGUAAGGGGUGGAUCCAGGGGUGUUUGUUAUAUACUAGGCGUUGCUCUUGGGACAGCUAACCCCUUGUUAUUUUAUAAGUAUUUAAUGCGUAUUGAUUAACGUCAUCGCUAACUAAACCAUCUGUAUCAAAUAUGAAUCGUAUACGGGACAUAUAUCUAUAUUUAUGAGUACGACCUGUGUUUUCUCGCACGACAGACGGAUGGCGCCACUGACUACGCUCAGGCUCAGCACUCAUGUCCGCUGUGUCGUCUGCGCAGACAUCGUUUGUGUCGCCAUGAUGAGAUAAUAAGAUCACCGUGCGUCAUUCCUUAUUAUAGACGAGUGAUGAUAAGCAUUCACGUAACGUUGCCAUGCGUAAUUUGCAUCAUGGCGACAGACGUGUAGGCCUACUUCGAUCACGUGGUCGUCUACCUCUUUACAGGUGUCACUUGAUACGUUGCAGCCAGCCCUCGGCUGCUAUGUGUUACGCUGCCUGGUAGCUUGUUUGACUAGAGGUUUGUCGUCACAUGGCAAGAGGUGUGCAGAUAAAUGGGAGAUACCUUUCUUCCUCCUAAGGAGGAUGAUGGGGAGGAUGAGGAGGGGCUUGCUGUAAUUAUUCUACUUGUUAGCAUAUCUGCCGACAGGUUUUUACAAAAGUUGGUGCGUUCUACUAUCCCGUCAGAAGGCGCUGGUGGUCUGAUUAACAAGCGUCUCAAUGGAAACAGGGGAAUAUAUACUUAACUAUAUCCAUAUAUAUAUGUACACAUAUACAACAGGUGAAUCAUCAGGAGCUCUUGUAUGAUCGAUGACCGUAACCUACACUCGAUGUUGUCCAUACUGUCACACGAGUCCUAUAAUUGACUGUAUAAAUAAUCAUAGGCUAUCGCGGGUGACACAUAUUUGUAAAUAACAACGGAUUGGACUAUACUGUGUACAAUGUUUCGUUAAAUAAACAGAGAUUGUUUGUUGUUCAGAAAAUAUGGAACAGCUCAACUGGAAUAACGCGUAUACGCAUUGCAAAGUAUUCGCAGUAAAGUUCAGGUGCGUGCUUGUAUCUCUAGAUGCAUACGUACGUUUUGUGUAUACGAGCAUUCCUCGGAAGCGAGAGUCAGCGAACUGUUAUGCUUGGUCGCGUGGCGUGGUUGCGAUGGUGGUAUUUCGUGCGGCUUCGGAACACAAUAUGUUAAAGGCAUUAUUUUACUUCAACUGCUUGCUCAAAUUGUACUCUCUAAUUAACACUGACUGACGGAUGUGUGCGGAUUAUAAAUAAAUCAUUGUUUCACACGAAA